UAGCCUCGGCCAUGGCUCUGUAGCCGCGACCUGUUAGUGCCCCCGGCUCCUCUCCGCGCUUACCGCGCAAACGCUCUCCGCUUCCACCGUCUUUCUUCAAUCGAGGCAGCAGCCGCCUCUCCUUUCCACAGCCAUGGAGUACUCCACUUUUGCCUUGGUGCCUGUCUUUGCCCAGCUGAGCAGCCCACAGAGCCUCCUCCCAGCUGUUGGUGUAACCUCUUCUGCCCUUGGUGCCCAGCGCCUGUGCCACAGUCAUGUCACUCCUGGCGACCCUGGGGCUGGAGCUAGACAGGGCCCUGGUCCCAGCUAGCGGACUGGGCUGGCUGGUAGACUAUGGGAAACUCCCCCUGGCCCCUGCCCCCCUGGGCCCCUAUGAGGUCCUUGGGGGAGCCCUGGAGGGCGGGCUUCCAGGGGGAGGAGAGCCUCUGGCAGGUGACGGCUUCUCUGACUGGAUGACUGAGCGAGUUGACUUUACAGCCCUCCUCCCCCUGGAGGCUCCCUUACCCCCAGGUGCCCUGCCCCCACCUUCCCCACCUCCCCCUGACCUGGAAGCCAUGGCUUCUCUGCUCAAGAAGGAGCUGGAGCAGAUGGAAGACUUCUUCCUUGAGGGCCCACUCCUCCCUCCACCUUCACCACCACCACCACCUGCCCGAGGGGACCGCAAGCAGAAGAAGAGAGACCAGAACAAGUCAGCAGCUCUGAGGUACCGCCAGAGGAAGCGGGCAGAGGGCGAGGCCCUGGAAGGCGAGUGCCAGGGGCUGGAGGCGAGGAACCGGGAGCUGAGGGAGAGGGCUGAGUCGGUGGAGCGGGAAAUCCAGUACGUCAAGGACUUGCUCAUUGAGGUGUAUAAGGCCCGCAGCCAGAGGACCCGCAGCAGCUAGGGGCUAGGCCUUUGGGUUCUAGGGGCUGCUCAUCAGCUCAGGUCCAUUUUUGUCCUGGGGCUGAGGUGGGAGGAGGCGUCCUCCUGCAUCCCUUGGCCUCUGUCUUUAUUCUGCCCCUCCCCCCACACCCACUUUUGUCCUUGUCUCCUCUUGCCUAUUCUGGAUUUUGUGCCCCUCAUGGGAAUGUUUAGCCUUAGUCAACAUUGACACCCACCACUACUACAGUGAGGAGCCAGAGCCCACAGGGAGCUCAGAGCAGUGGAAGCCAGGAGCCCUGCUCUCUCAAAUUUCAAAUUAGUGGCUUCUUGCAGGUGCCCUUGGUGGGGUGGACUGACUACAAGACAGAGCAGGCUUGUGAGGCCAGGAAGACAUGCAGGGAGACUGUGCAAAUAAAACCCAAGUGGGGGGCGGGGAAGGGGACCCAUGUAAUAUAGGUGAAAAAGCAAGCCAAGUGUCCUUGGGAAUCGUUUCCUGGAGGGAGCCACAUACACAGAGCAGGCAGAUCUGCAGGCCAGUGGGGAGGAAGGGGGAUGGCUAUUGUUAGUGACUGGGGGAUCAUUUAGCUCUUGGGAGAAAAAUCAGUGUUUUGUGAAGGUUUGUGGGGAGGGGCUGCAUCUAGGUGAGGGGGUGUGAUCCUUUGGGAGAUUGUGAGCAGAAAUAAAAGUGGAGUUUUCUCUGACCUGUGUGUCUCGUCUUUGGAGAAGUCGGGGAGUGGGACUCUUAGCACAGACAGUAAUAAAGAUUACAGACUUUGUUCGUUGUCAUGUGCAUACACUUGGCAGAAAAGUGACAAACUCAAUUGGUAAAAAUAAAAGAGUCACUUUUAGAUUCAGACCAUUUAAUUGUUAACAUUAACAGCAGAAGAAAAGUUAACCACAGGAGCCAGGCCCCCAUGACCUUUGUCAUGCAUGUCAAAAAAUAACAACACAAGGGGCUGGGGAUAUAGCUCAGUUGGUGGAGUGCUUGCCUUGCAUGCCAAGGCCCUGAGUUCAAUCCCCAGCACCAAAAAUAAAAAGAGAGAGAAAGAAAAGAAAGAACAACAGAAAACUGGGCUACUGCAGUGAGUCAGGGGUGACCUCUGGCUGACUGCCCACCCACCCAUCUUUCACGUUCUGGAGGAUCACAAGGUGUAUUGCCAGGAAUGAGUCACUGUGGAUCCAGCUUCCUGUGUGGCCCCUGUGCCUGGGUUUGAGAUUACUACAGAUCUUGGUGGAGACAUUCCCCUGUAUUUGUUGAAGGCUUACUAUGUGCCAAGCACUGUUUUAGGUACUUAAUGUGCAUUAUCAGUGAACCCAAGAGGAAGGUAUGGUUAGUUAACUUUUGGAUGAAGAGACAAUCACUCAGUCCAUCUGUGCAGUUCCAUCUGCCAAGUGCUGGUGGGGAGGGCACAGGUGGGCACAGAGUGGUGAACAAGUCAUAUAUUUCAUUCAUCCUGUUGGGGAGACCAUUACAUCAAGUCACUUGGCCAAUUGUAUCAGUUCCAAGUGCUUUUGGCUGCAAGUGACAGUUCUGACCAUGGGUUGCAUAGAACAGAAGUUAAUUUUUCUCAAGUCCGCAGUGGGGAGCUGCUGGCACUGCUCAGAGGCUCAGGUCUCUGAUUUUCUUGGCCUUUGGUCAAAACCUAGAGGCCACAACUGCAGGCAUUGUACGUGAAUUCAAGGUAGGAAGUCAAAUCUUUCCUAGGAUAUUUAGCAGCUUCUGCCUCUCAUCUUAUUAUUUAGAGUUAUGGCACUUGGAUAUCCUAGCUACAAGGGAGGCUGAGAAUGCAUGUAUGUAUCUAGUGUCUCUACUGCAGGUAAAUUGGAGAGGGUAGGGAAUGGAUGUUGAAUGUGGGUAACAAUGUGUUUUACCCUCAAGACGACUCAUUAAUGGGCCAAAGAUUUUGACUUGGGCACCCUAACUGAGCAAGAUGUGGGAAUACUAGCUAAGGAAAGGAAAAUCCACUGUGUACUUACUGGGCACCCUCUCUACGUGCCAAGCAUGGUCUAGACACAGUCUAGAGGAGUGAACUGUACAGAUGUGGUUCCUGUCAUGGAGCUCACAGUUCAGUGGUGGAGGAAUCAACCAGACCACAGUGCACAGUUAAUUCUGGGAUGGUAAAAAUAUUUCCUUUUAUGGUAUUUAAAAUUUUACUUGUGGAAAAAUACAUAUAAAAUUGAUCCUCUUAACCAUUUUUAAGUGUAUGAUUCAAUAUUGUUAAGUACAAUUCGUAUUAUUAUUCACAUUUUUGCAUGACCAAUCUCCAGAGCUCUUUUUCAUCUGGCAAAAUUGAAACUCUGUACCCAUUAAGCAAUAACUACCCGUUUCCCUUCCUUCUGCCCCAGAUGACCAGCCUCCCACUUUCAGUCUCUGAAUUAGACUGCUCUAAAUACCUCAGGUGAGUAGAACCUGACCUCUCUCCCUUUGUGAUUGGCUUGUUUUGCUUAGCAUAAUGUAUUCAAAGUUCAUCUCUGUUGUAACAUGUGCCAGAAUUUCCUUCCUUCCUAAGGCUGACUGAUAUUCUAUUGUAUGUGGGUGUGCAAAUUUCUCCAGACCCCACUUUCAGUUCCUUUGGGAAUUGCUUGUUCAGUCUGAGGUCUUCAGUAGGUUGAAUGGUGGCCCUCCAAAAGAUAUGCAGCACCCUAACCCCCAGAACCUGUGAACCUGACUUUAUUUGGAAAAAGACAGAUUUGGGCUCUAAAUUCAAUGACAAAUGUCCUCUAAGGAACAUGGAAGAGAGACAGGAGAGAGCCAUGUGAAGGCCAAGGCCAAAUUUGGAGUCGUGUCACAAGCCAAGGAACUUCUGGAGCCACCAGAAGUUGAUAAAGGAAAGAAAGGACUCUGCCCUAGAGCCUUAGAGGAAAGGCCUGUGCCAUCUCCUUGAUUUCACACUUUCAGUCUCCAGAACUGAAAGAAUAGAUUUCUGUUUCUUUAAGCAACCAAGUGUGGUAGCUUCUUAUGGCAGCCCUAGGAAACUGAUACACCAUUACAGUUUAAAAUGGUGAUCAUCAUUUGGCGGGGGGGCUUUUUCUUCUUUAUCCUUCAUUUUUUGGUGCUGAGCAGAGCAAGUUUAAAAAAAAAAUAAAAAGAAGAAAAAAAUAACUUCAUGAGAUGCCAUAACUAUUGAUCAACCUUCCUGUGGAUUUCCACCUUGGCUUCUCAGCUGGAGGCCGUAACCCUCCUGGCUUGAAUUUGGUUUGAAGCAUCCCUGAUUGGCAGAAGCAAACACAAAUGUCAAGGCCUGAAUUCAAGUUUGCAGCCAAGGCCCUCAGGACAAAGCGUCUUCAUGCUUACCUCUCAGGUUCCCCCUCUCCCUGUGGACUUGGACCCGGGAAGACCUUGCCCAUUGUUCACAAGUCCUUGUCCUUUCUGUGCAGAUGUUUUCCUGAUGCUUUAUAUAAAUUUAAGUGAAAUGGUUUGUUUGCACAAUCUAGAAUAGACUACCACACCAUCAA
This is a messenger RNA of Ictidomys tridecemlineatus (thirteen-lined ground squirrel), 4315 nucleotides long. NCBI's taxonomy places the organism in Eukaryota, Metazoa, Chordata, Mammalia, Rodentia, Sciuridae. The record is from RefSeq and is a predicted model, not a curated record.